Messenger RNA from Microcebus murinus (gray mouse lemur), 2051 nucleotides. NCBI's taxonomy places the organism in Eukaryota, Metazoa, Chordata, Mammalia, Primates, Cheirogaleidae. The record is from RefSeq and is a predicted model, not a curated record.
AGGAGAGAGCCUCUGUUCUCUUUGGAUCUGGUGGGUGGGCGUGCUUGGCUUCUACUUUCUCUGGCCCCUGGCUUCAGAGCCCUGGCAAAACCACUAAGGCCCUACGCCAUUAUGGCCUUGAAACCCGAUGACCCUUGUGGUGGGUUCCAGCAGGCCAAGGUGGUGGCCUUCAUCAAUGAGAAGAUGGCCGAGCACGUGAGAGGCCCUGAGUUCUACCGGGAGAAUAUAUCCCUGUCCUGGGAGGAGGUGGAAGACAAGCUCAAGGCCAUCCUGGAGGACAAAGAGAUGCCCAGCCAGGCCAAGGAGGCCUGUACCUGGGGCGGCCUGGCCCUGGGAAUGCGUUUUGCCCGCAGGCAGGGGCAGUUACAAGGGCGCAGGGUGCAGUGGCUGAACGACUAUGCCAAACUGCACAAGUCGGCAGCGCAGGCCUUGGCCACAGAUCUGAGGGAGCUCAGGGCACAGCAGGAGAUGGAGAGGAAGGAUGCUGCUUUCAGGUUGCAUAUGGUCCAGAACAACCUUACCCAGGCACAGAGAGAAAGAGACCUACUGAGAUGGAAGCUCCUCCACACUCUGAGGUAUACCCAGGAGCGUCAACAGGCCACAGCCAAAGGGGCUGGGACAGAAGGAGUAGCUGAGGAGGAAGAGGAGGCAGCAGCUGCUGCUGGUGUUGCUGAAGGAGGAGUAGAGGAGGAGAUGGAUGCCCAGAUGAUGGCUGGGCCCACAGAGGCUACGCAGGAGAUGGAUGGAGGUUUCCUGCGGCUUCUCAGAGCUAUGGAGAAAAAUUACACCUCUGGGGGGCAGAGGGAGGGAGAUCUCAGGUCAGUGGAAACAGCCAUGUUUUCUUCCUCUGGGAUCCAGGAGCCACAGGCCAGCACCUCACUGGAGCUCCUUCCUAUCCAGCUCCCUGCCUCAUUCACAUACACAUACGCAUGCCCUUUGUCCUCCUUCUCAGCUGGACCCAGUCCAUCCCCACCAACAGAAAGGGCCACACCACCACCACCUCCACCUCAGAUGCCGCCAUCCUGGGGGGGCUAUGAUUCUUGCCUGUGGUCUGAUGUGGGGUACCAGGGAAUAGAACCUCAAGAAAUCCAAAAAGACAGGAGAGACUCCGAACCCCAUCACCAGAGAAGAAAUCCGGUAUUUCACAGGCCGGGAGACUGGGAAUGCCCUUGGUGUAAAGCUGUGAAUUAUUCACAGAGGGAAGUUUGCUUCUUCUGUGGGAGGGGAAUCUGGCUGCAAAGCCUUUAAAUUCAGAAAUGGGAAAUCAUUUCCAGAGGGAGGGGUGAGGUUGGAAGGGGGCUGGGAAGAGUAUGGGGAAGGGGUAGGUGGGAGGAUGGGGUAAGGUGGGGUUUGUAAGAGAGGUAGAGCCCAGGGUGGGGGACUGAGGGUGGACAAGGGAAUGUAUAGAUUUGGGGUGUAGGUAGAGAGACAGACAUGUUUUGCAUGUUUUGAUGAUGCCCUUUGUAUUCCAGAGCAUUAGCAUUCAACAUCCCAGAACUGCUGCUGCUUCUAUUUGUGUGUGUGUGUCUCUCUCUCCCCACCCUAGAAUCUGGUGGACCUAGGCAGCCAUGCAUAUAACACCCCACCUUCUCCCAUACCUAGGCCUUAAAUGAUUGUAGCAAGAGUGAACAUCCGACCCAUCCUGAGGCCAACUGACUUUCACACUAGAGAAUCUGAACAGAGAGGCAGAUUCUAGUCAGGAUGGUGUUGGGCAAUGCAGCAAAGGGUCACAUGGAGCUGGGGUUAGGGUCAGAGCCAUAGCAAUGCCACAGCUAAGAUCUAGCCCUGGCUGUGGGGGAAUAGAACUGAUGCUUUACAGAGACAGGUGUCUUCUAGAAGACAACAGUAUGAGGUUCCAGGGCACAGACAGGCACAGAGGAGUUCAUCCUGUGACUCCAGAGCCAUGGAGAGAUUGGUGGUGCCCAACCACUUUUUUUUUGAGACUGAGUUUCAUUCCCUUGCUCUGAGUAGAAUGCCCCAUCAGCUUAGCUCACAACAACCUCAAACUCCUGGGCUCAAGCAAUUAUCCUGCCUCAGCCUCCCAAGUAGCU